This is a messenger RNA of Bursaphelenchus okinawaensis, 1010 nucleotides long. The record is from the annotation of a GenBank genome assembly. NCBI's taxonomy places the organism in Eukaryota, Metazoa, Nematoda, Chromadorea, Rhabditida, Aphelenchoididae.
AUGGAUCUAGCUGUAAGUUGUUUUUUAAAUAAUUUUUUGUUUUAGGUUGCUUUUUAUGAACUUUUUUUUUAAUAAUUUUACGGUGUAAAUUAAGGUUAUUUUGUAUUUUUAGACUUUUUACGAAGAAGAAGACAAAUUAGCCGUAAGAUUGACAGCUCAAAAGGUUCGGGAGAUAUCAGAAAAGCUCAUUAGUGGUAUCAGAGAAUGUUUACAACACACUCCACGAGACAUUCGACGAGCUCAAUGCUUCGCUUUACAAUUGAGACAGCUGAACAGGCAUUCAAACUACAGGUUGAAGAAGCUCAAGGAUCAGCUCGGGGAAGUGAGAGGAGAUGCUGAACAAGCUGCUUUAGCUCAGAAUAAUUUGGCUAGUGAGAUUUCACACAUUAAACGAAGUAUCGCUGCGUGUUUGGACUUUAAGUAAGUGUUUUACAUUGUUUCUCUAACUUUUAGGUAACUUUAGUGUUGUUUUAUGGUUGUUGGAAAUAAUUACAGCUUGACUUUGUUUACUCAUGCUUGGUUUCAGUUUUUUAUAAAAAAAACUAUAAAUUUGGAAGAAACUUUGAUUCUUAUAUUGUUUUACAUUACAGAUCUCUAGACCAAGAGUUGGAGCUGGUUCCGCUAGAAGAAUUCAAAGAAAAAGCUGGUGAAUGCAUGGAAUUGACAGAAGAAACGCUUGCAGAUCCUCAUAAGCUGUAUUUAGCUCGGUUAAACUAUGAAAUUUAUCAAAGGAAUGCGUAAGUUUAUGUUCUUUCUAGUAUCAACUAAUAUAAGACAAAAAUUACUAAUUGUUUAGACGUAUAAUCUUUUCUGAAUUUUAUUCUUAAGAUGAACCUUACUGAUUAAUUGUUUUUAGAAUGGUAGAAUCCUUACAAGAACUUGAUGGACGACGAAACGUUUUGGCGAGCGAUAUCAGUGGCAAAGAGCACCGGCUAAAACAAAUAGAUCCAAUAGUUGUAAAGCUACAGGAAACUACAAAGGAGCUGAUUGAGUUACUGGGAGUGCCAUAA